CCCACCCGACUACAGACUGAAGAGUCCAUGAUCAUUUGUCUGUAAGAUGAAGUGUGUUGUUCACCGGACACAUCAGGUCCCCACCGCGACCCCCGCUCAGAAGUGCAUCAGAAGAUUUAUUUAUUAUUAUUAUUUUUCUUAAUGCAAUAGUCAUUGGCUAAAAUGUAGAAAAUAUGUUCUAUUCAUGAUAUUAGAUUUAUUAUUAUUAUAAUAAAAUAAUCUGGCGAUAGUUUUUUCACGGUGGAUUGGUUGGAGCAGAAGCGGAGGGGCGGGGCUUCUCAGGUGGAACAGCAAUUUUCUUCUUCGACACGUGGAUUUUACACAGAGAAAGUGUGGAUUAUGGACAAAAUGAGAGCUACAAGAUCAACCAACAGAAUGACCUUCACAUGUGACCAGUGUGAGAAAACUUUCUCUCAAUCAUCCGAUCUCAGUAAACACAUGAGAGAAAACUGCUGGCAGAUAGUAUACGAGUGUGACCAGUGUGAAAAGUUCUUCAGAACAUCCCAGGAAUUCUCCAGUCACUACCGAACGCACACAGGAGACGAACCAGACGACUGUGAAGAAAGAGGGAAGGAUUUGGGGUCUGUGGGGAAAGGAGAAAGAGCUGCUGAGGCCGGAUCAAGUGAGCCUAAAGUCAGACUCAAGAAGCUGGAGAUCAGGCUUCAGAGACUCCACACUGUGGAGUUGGCCGAUGUGUAGUGUCAAAACUUACAAGCGUUAAAUGACACGUUAAGAUG
Messenger RNA from Boleophthalmus pectinirostris (great blue-spotted mudskipper), 737 nucleotides. RefSeq names its product zinc finger and SCAN domain-containing protein 16-like. The transcript has 2 exons. NCBI's taxonomy places the organism in Eukaryota, Metazoa, Chordata, Actinopteri, Gobiiformes, Gobiidae. The record is from RefSeq and is a predicted model, not a curated record. The coding region runs from base 340 to 699 and encodes 119 amino acids.